AUGAAACAUGGCACGUUUCCUUAUUGCAUUCUGAUUGCUGCCAAUCGAGAACCGCGAAUUCCACAUGCUGGUGAUGGUGGUGGUGAUGAUGAUGAUGAUGAUGAUGAUGAUGAUGACGAUGAUGAUGAUGAUGAUGAUGAUGAAUGUACGCCCACUCUAAUUGCUAUGAAUUACACAAAUUUGUAUGAUAAAAAAACACGAGCCCCGGCACAAGCGUAUGACAAGCGUGAUAAUCAUGUAUGGUGCUUCAAGUAA
This is a messenger RNA of Echinostoma caproni, 255 nucleotides long. NCBI's taxonomy places the organism in Eukaryota, Metazoa, Platyhelminthes, Trematoda, Plagiorchiida, Echinostomatidae. The record is from the annotation of a GenBank genome assembly.